AAUAUGAGCGGAGCCAAUGAUCGACUAGAAUUCAGCUUGGUUGGAGACUGGAGCCGUUUGUCGCCCCGCCCUACUUUGAGGCACACUUUAUGUAAUUAUUUUCAAUUUUGCACAUUUUAAACCUUGUGAUGAACGCUCUCUCUCAGCCGCCGCCUCUCAAAAUUAGCGAGGCUAAAAUCGUCUCGUCGCUGCGCAUUUCAGUCUUCACCAAACCAGAUUUCUUCACACCUAACACUGCACCACCCAGCAGAAGCGAUCCGCUUAUCUACAGCCGCUUUACUGGUGGCGCAACCGUACCGGAGCGGCGGAGAAUGAGCGGAGCAGCCAUGGCCACAUCGAACGUCGACGCUACUGACGAUCGCAUUGCUCGGAUCGCCUCCACUAUUAGGGUCAUACCUGAUUUCCCCAAACCUGGGAUUUUGUUUCAGGAUAUAACGACGUUGCUGCUUGAUCCUAAGGCGUUUAAGGAUACCAUCGAUUUGUUUGUUGAGAGAUAUAAAGAUAAAAAUAUUAAUGUUAUUGCGGGCAUUGAAGCAAGGGGUUUUAUAUUCGGUCCUCCGAUUGCAUUGGCUAUCGGUGCAAAAUUUGUUCCAAUGAGAAAGCCCAAAAAACUACCUGGGGAGGUAAUAUCAGAAGAGUACUCUUUGGAGUAUGGAACUGACAUAAUGGAGAUGCAUGUUGGAGCUGUACAACCUGGCGAAAAUGCAGUUAUAGUAGAUGAUCUUAUUGCUACAGGGGGUACCUUAAAUGCUGCAAUAAGCUUGCUUGGACGUGUUGGGGUCACUGUGGUUGAGUGUGCUUGUGUCAUUGAAUUGAAGGAACUGAAGGGUCGGGAGAAAUUAGGGGACAACCCGCUGUUUGUUCUCGUGAGCGAGACUUGAGGUAAGAAAGAAUGCUGCCUUGCCCCCACACAUAACUACUGUAUUUGCUGUAUUCCUACAAUAAAUACUAGGCUGUGCCUAAUUCUAUGUGCUCACGAAGUACUCUUAUUUGGGUUGAUAUGAAAAUAUUGUGCCAUUUAAAUAUGUAAAAUAUUUUUAAGAUUGCAGUCCACGAAGGCGGCAUGGUUUUCUUAAUGCUACGAAAUUGGGAAGAUGAUAUUUUCUUAA
This is a messenger RNA of Salvia splendens (bonfire salvia), 1109 nucleotides long. RefSeq names its product adenine phosphoribosyltransferase 1. Bases 129 to 881 code for a protein of 250 amino acids. The record is from RefSeq and is a predicted model, not a curated record. Lineage: Eukaryota; Viridiplantae; Streptophyta; Magnoliopsida; Lamiales; Lamiaceae. Gene Ontology annotation, cellular component: cytosol; cytoplasm. The transcript is spliced from 6 exons. Gene Ontology annotation, biological process: adenine salvage. Gene Ontology annotation, molecular function: adenine phosphoribosyltransferase activity.